This is a messenger RNA of Abrus precatorius (Indian licorice), 1425 nucleotides long. Its product is annotated as probable O-methyltransferase 3. The transcript has 2 exons. Gene Ontology annotation, molecular function: O-methyltransferase activity; protein dimerization activity; S-adenosylmethionine-dependent methyltransferase activity. Lineage: Eukaryota; Viridiplantae; Streptophyta; Magnoliopsida; Fabales; Fabaceae. The coding region runs from base 120 to 1205 and encodes 361 amino acids. Gene Ontology annotation, biological process: methylation. The record is from RefSeq and is a predicted model, not a curated record.
AACAAAAAGUGUUCUUCAAUAAUACACCCACUAACCUAAACCCUCAACUAAUCUUAACAGGAUUAGGGGUCUUUCUAUUUCCAUGUAAGAUGUGAGUUUCCCAAUCUAGCAACUACUUCAUGCAGCAAAUUAUGGAAUCCAAUGAUGGAGAUGGUGCUGCCAAACUGCUUCGAGCUCAAACCCACAUAUGGAAUCACAUUUUUGACUUCAUAAAUUCCAUGUCCCUUAAAUGUGCUGUCGAUUUAGGAAUACCAGAUAUCAUACACAACUAUGGUCAACCCAUGCCACUUUCAAAUCUCCUUGCUUCACUACCCAUCCACCCUUCAAAAACCCACUUCAUCCCUCGCUUGAUGCGAAUCUUGACCCAUUCUGGCUUCUUCUCUCAACACAGUGACACUGAGAAUGAGCUUCAGGUAAAGUAUGUGCUAACUGAUGAAUCUAUGCUAUUGCUUAAGAACCAUCCCAUGAGUGUCACUCCUUUCUUGCAUGCCAUGCUUAAUCCCAUUUUCACAACUCCAUGGAAUCAAUUUUCUACUUGGUUCCAAAAUGAUGAUCCUACACCAUUUGAAACAACACACGGGAUGUUGUUUUGGAAUUGUGUUGCCCGUGACCCAAAACUUAAUACCCAAUUCAAUGAUGCCAUGGCUACUGAUAAUCAAUUGCUGAGUAGUUUGGUGAUUGAGAAGUGCAAAGGGGUGUUCGACGGAUUGCAGUCAUUGGUUGAUGUUGGGGGAGGUGCAGGGACUUUGGCAAUGGGCAUUGCCAAAUCAUUCCCACAGAUGGAAUGCAUUGUAUUAGAUCUACCACAUGUUGUUGCUGACUUGCAAGGAAGUGAGAACCUUAGAUAUGUUGGAGGGAACAUGUUUGAGGCAAUUCCUCCAGCUGAUGCCGUUUUGUUGAAGUGGAUAUUGCAUGCCUAUAAUGAUAAGGAGUGUGUGGACAUUUUGAAGAAAAGCAAGGAGGCAAUCGAGAGGAGAGGCAACAAAGGGAAGGUGAUUAUCAUAGACAUGGUGAUGGAUAAUGAAAAGAGAGAUGAUGAAUCAGUUGAAACACAACUCUUCUUUGAUAUGCUGAUGAUGGUGUUGGCCCCUGGAAAAGAGAGAAACAAGAAAGAAUGGGUCAAGUUGAUUACUUCAGCUGGUUUCAGUGACUACAAGAUAACUCCAGUUUUUGGUCUAAGGUCUCUCAUAGAGAUCUAUCCAUAGUAAUUUCUAGCCUAAUCAAUUGAAAAGUGAAUAAAAUGGGGCCAGCACUCUGCAUCGAUUCAUGUAUACAAUGUCAGGCCCUUGAUUUAUGAUUUGUCAGAGAACCUUUAAUAUGUAACAAUAACAAUGUCUUGAGUGUAAUAUGAAAACUAUGUGCAAUCAAAUUAUUUGGAAACACCUUUAACUCUUAUUCUUAUUGCAAACGGAAUGUUGAUAUUUU